Messenger RNA from Tigriopus californicus, 1165 nucleotides. RefSeq lists its product as uncharacterized. The transcript has 2 exons. Bases 74 to 505 code for a protein of 143 amino acids. The record is from RefSeq and is a predicted model, not a curated record. NCBI's taxonomy places the organism in Eukaryota, Metazoa, Arthropoda, Copepoda, Harpacticoida, Harpacticidae.
UUUGUUUUCAUUGUCGUUUGGCAUUCGUAAAUAAUAAACAAUUUCUAAAGAUUUUUGAUUAAAACCAAUUCAAAUGAGUAUGGAGGCAACACGUCAGAGCAUCCUCGAUAUGGCUUGCGCAGGAGCUGACAAAAAGGCCAUUGCCAAGCUCACGGGGGCCAAUAUCACCACUGUCAGACGUGUGAUCAAUGCAAGACUUGGAUCCAAAGAUGUCAGCCGGAAGUCCCGAAAGCCAAUAAAGUCAAAAAAGAGGACCAAGAAAUUUAUCAGGGCCGUUAAGACCGAAAUCGACAAGGACCCAACCAAGUCCAUGAGGAAGAUGGCAAAGAAGUUUGGUUGUGAUGAGAAGACAAUCCGGACCACUGUCAAAGACGACCUUGGAAUGAAGUCCCUGACACGUCCUCCACGUCAACUCAUCACUGAGAGGGUCAGGGUCCUUCGCCUGCAAAGAUGUCAAACCAUUCUGUCAUGGAUGAAAAGGCAGGAUCUUUACCAGCUCCGGUAAACCGGACCAAGCAUCCUCAAGGAGUCAUGGUGUUGGGCAUCAUUGCCAGCAACGGCCUCACCUGCCCGCCCAUUUUCAUUGAAGCUGGACUCAAGGUCAAUCAAGAGGUUUAUCUUAAUCUUUUAAAAUCAAAGGUCAAACCAUGGCUUAAGAGGAACUUCCCAUACAACAAUUACGUGUGGCAGCAGGAUGGGGCCCCUGCCCAUACCGCUCUCAAGACCCAGGAGUGGCUGGCAGCAAACUUGGCGGAAUCCUGGGACAAGACGAUGUGGCCUCCUUCUAGUCCUGACUUAAAUCCAUUGGAUUAUUCCAUCUGGAGCGUUUUAGAGGCCAAGGCAUGUUCCACCCCUCACAGAAGUGUUGGGGCUCUAAAGGUCUCGAUCCGGAAAGCCUGGAGAUCCAUGUCCAAGGAGUACAUCGUGUCAACAUGCAAAGCAUUCAGACGUCGUGUUGAAGCAGUCAUUAAAAAUCAAGGAGGACAUAUAGAAUAAAGUUUCCUCAUUUUGAAUAGAUCUUGAAUUUUUAUGUCAUUCUUUAAUGCCAAAAGUUUGUCAGAGAUGCUCUGUUGAGCAAUUAAAUACUUACAUUACAAACGGGCAUUUGAAGUUCCGCACCCUGUACCCAGCCAUCAAUGGAGUUGUCUUUUUAAAUAUUUAAUUU